AUGUCGGGACAGUCUUUGACGGACCGGAUCGCCGCCGCUCAACACAGCAUGACCGGGUCUGCCAUCAGCAAAGCCGUCUGCAAGGCCACGACGCAUGAAGUCAGCGGACCCAAGAAGAAACACCUUGACUACCUGAUCCAUUGCACCAAUGAGCUGAACGUCAGCAUUCCCCACCUGGCAGAUACACUGCUGGAGCGCACAGCCAGCAACAGCUGGAUUGUGGUUUUCAAAGCACUCAUCACUACACACCACCUCAUGAUGUACGGCAACGAGAGAUUGAUGCAGUACCUUGCCUCCAGAAACACGCUCUUCAACCUCAACAACUUUCUAGAUAAGGCUGCACUACAAGGGUAUAACAUGUCAACCUUCAUCAGACGCUACAGCCGCUACCUGAAUGAAAAAGCCAUGUCUUACAGACUAGCAGCAGUGGACUUCACCAAGAUGAAGCGAGGGGCGGACGGUGUGAUGCGCACCAUGAACACAGACAAGCUGAUUAAGACUCUGCCCAUCAUUCAGAACCAGCUGGAUGCACUGCUGGACUUCCAGCCUAAUUCCAACGAGCUGACCAACGGCGUGAUCAACACAGCUUUUAUGUUGCUGUUUAAAGACUCCAUACGGUUGUUUGCUGCUUACAAUGAGGGGGUCAUCAACAUGCUGGAGAAAUACUUUGACAUGAAGAAGAACCAGUGCAAAGAAGCUCUGGAGAUCUACAAGACCUUCCUCAACAGGAUGACCAAACUGUCCGAGUUUCUCAAAGUGGCUGAGCGAGUUGGGAUAGAUCAGGGCGACAGCCCCGAUCUCACACAGGCUCCCAGCUCUCUCCUGGAGGCUUUGGAGCAGCAUCUAGCCUCUCUGGAGGGCAGGAAGCUCAAGGACCUCUCUACGGCCAGCAGAUCCAGCACUCUUUCCAGUGCAGUGUCCUCACUCUCCAGCACUGGGAUCUCUCUCAGCCGUAUGGACGACAAGACAGAGGACAACAGACUGCAGCAACACAAGGAGGACAGUCAUAAGGUGAUUGACAUUCAGACACCCAAUGUGUCACCCAGCACCCAGUCGGUGGGCAGUGCCAACAGCAGUGGAGGAGCCACAGAUCUCUUCUCCAACUCACCAAUUGUACCCAUCAACAACCAUGUGCCAAACCUGACCAGUGAGCUGUUCACCCUGCAGCCUAACUUCACCCCCAUCCAGACCACACACACUGUGCCCAACAAUAACAAUGCCUGGGGAGGUGACCUGCUGAAGCCAGCACCACCCACUCAAAUUCACAGCCCUGGAGUCCCAUUGCACUCUGGGAAAAUGCUGCCCAAUGAUUUGGACUCUUCAUUAGCCAACCUUGUUGGUAAUCUGCAGUUUGGGGGGACGCCAGCUAAAAAGCCGGAGCUCCAGUGGAGUCAGCUGGUAGAGAAGAAGCCAACAGGAGGAAGUGGCUGGCAGUCAAAGACCAUGUGCACCAGCACCAACUGGACUCACACCACCCAUCCCAUGGCACCUGCACCCAUGCCCGUCCCUCAGAUGAAUGGGAUGAUCUAUACUGGCUAUGCUCCAGCACCAGUGGCUUUUCCUAUGACGACACCCCAAGUGCCUGUGUAUGGAAUGCUCCCUCCUCAGAUGAGUCAUCAAAUGGGGGGCGUUCCCAUGAUGCCCCCGCAGCCUGUCAUGUACAACCAGCCUGUCCUGAGACCCACCAAUCCCUUUGGACCCAUCCCGGGGACACAGGCCCCCCGUCCUCUGCAGAUGCACUUCAUGUAG
Molecule: messenger RNA, 1749 nt
Organism: Scomber japonicus (chub mackerel)
Lineage: Eukaryota; Metazoa; Chordata; Actinopteri; Scombriformes; Scombridae
Product: phosphatidylinositol-binding clathrin assembly protein-like
Exons: 19
Coding region: 1-1749 (582 amino acids)
Biological process (GO): clathrin-dependent endocytosis; clathrin coat assembly; synaptic vesicle budding from presynaptic endocytic zone membrane
Cellular component (GO): extrinsic component of presynaptic endocytic zone membrane; synaptic vesicle; clathrin-coated vesicle
Molecular function (GO): 1-phosphatidylinositol binding; clathrin heavy chain binding; phosphatidylinositol-4,5-bisphosphate binding
Source: RefSeq, a predicted model, not a curated record